This is a messenger RNA of Lineus longissimus, 2613 nucleotides long. RefSeq lists its product as uncharacterized. NCBI's taxonomy places the organism in Eukaryota, Metazoa, Nemertea, Pilidiophora, Heteronemertea, Lineidae. The transcript is spliced from 14 exons. The record is from RefSeq and is a predicted model, not a curated record. The coding region runs from base 1 to 2604 and encodes 867 amino acids. Gene Ontology annotation, molecular function: protein binding.
AUGGCUACUAGUGGGUGGAGAGAAGCAUGUGCCUUGCUCAAGGACAAAAAAAGCGGUGAUCCUUCCGAGAGUCGAACCCACGACCACCUGCACGAUUACGAGCCCAGUGUAGAAGAAGAAAAUGUUCCCCGGAAAAAGUGUCUGGUCAAGAGACCAGACAAAUUGAACAGAUCACGUGACUCGUUCAGUUGCCAUGGUGUCGAAUGGGGGUCCUUGGACACAAACUCGGGGGUCUUCUUUCCUGACCGCUGCAACAGCCCGCAGUACGUCACAGCAAAGCAUAUCUCCUCGACUAAAAAACUCCCGCCAAUCACUGAGGAUACCAGACGAUUGGCGACGCCUAGUGGGUUGGUAAAUAACUAUACAGGCCAGAUCACGUGGCCUGAUCACACGAGUUCCUUGCGAAUCCCAUCAAUCAGCGAGAUGAACAAGAGCAUGGAUGAACAGAUUCUUGCGGAGGCGUUGGACAAAUAUGCGCGAAUUUCGGAAAAGAAACCAGACGGCGGUUCAAGGUCACGCCUCUCUGCAAGGUCACGGUCACCGUCUGGCAAGACUUGGCGUAGCAACCCGCACGGAAACCAAUACACGGUUAUCCCCCUAGCGUCAGGGAGUGGAAGCAGCACGCCAACGAGUGCGGACAACUUCCAGACCAACCGGAGCAUCACCUCGACGACCUCAAAGCGCGCAAAGAAAGCCUACAAAGGCCGCGGCCUCAAGCGAGCGCUCUCUGUGGGGACAUCGCCCCUGGACGAGUACAUUGCAGACCGGCGGCACUCCAGGACUACGCGGACUCGCCCCUGGACAAAGAAUAUGAAGCAGUCAAAGGCUUGGCAGACUACUCCGGGAGCCACUGACAACGAGAAACCGCUUGAGGUGUACUACGAAUCACACGUCCCGAAAGGAAAGUGGAUCAAGUUCCGACCGAUGGUGUACGCACAUAACCACAAGCAUGGACUCAAGUACGAAGUGAGAGAGAAUUCCCAAUUCCCCCGGUUAGGUGGGCCGCCACCGAAAAGCUAUAUGUUUGACAACAACUACAACGUUUGGUUGUAUGAGAAGAAAACCGGAGAAGAAAUCGUAAAAGAGAAAGAGAUUGCCCGAGAGACGGACAAGCGGAUGAAGAUUUACGAGCGCCACAUUAUGCCGAAAGGAAAAACUAAACAUGCGCGGGCGCACAGGGACAUAGUGGAGUCUUUUCACUGCCAUGAAAUCAACAGAUUACAGCGCAAGGAUGCGGCAUUGAUUCUGCAGAAGUGGGUACGAGGUUGGCUUGUACGGAAACGGAUGAGAAAGCUGAAACGUGAGACGAUGAUGUGGCACAACAAAUCAUGGUCAGGCUUCGUGGACGAGUACAAGAAAGUGUGCACCAGAGUUCAACAGCGGCACGGCAUCCAGAAGGGAUCAACGCCAUUCCAAUUCGAGGAGGUUGAGGAGUACAUGAAGAAAAAGAAAAAGUACGAGGAUGUGUUUGACAAGCUGCAGGGGAAUGGAAAACUUCCCAGGGAGAUGCUGAAGGCCUUCUUCAGCAGGUGCGACCUGUACCCCUCCGACAACGAGAUCGCAACCGCAUUUGAUACUGUAUUUAGAGGUUGCGGUUCCCAAGCCGACAUCAUCUUCCUCCUCGACCUGUCAGCGAGCAUCGGAGAGCACAACUUCAGGGUGCAGAAGGACUUUAUAAAGAGCGUUGUGACUCGGCUGCAGAUCGGUAAAGAACACGUGAGGGUUGGGGUGAUACCCUACAACGACGAUCUUGUGGAGCCGAUUCUUCUUGGGCGGUGGAACUCGAAGGAUACGCUGUUUGAUGCGCUAGAAAAGAUUCCCUUCAUUCGGGGACUGACACAUACACACUUGGCAAUAGAACACAUGAGGUCCACAUUUAACGAUCAUGCGCGGAAAGAUGUCCAGAAGAUAGGCGUGGUCCUGACAGACGGAAGAUCUUACUACGAGCACCACACGCACAGACAGGCGGAUAAGGCGAAGCUGGAGGGCUGUAAACUCUACGCAAUAGGUGUAGGCAGUGUGGCAAACCGAGCCGAGCUCCAUCACAUCGCAACGGACCCUACUUACAUUGGCUCCAUAUACGACACCCACGUCAUUGAGAAGAUAAAGACAGACGUUUCGAGAUCGUCUUGUUUACGAAACUGUUCCUUGUGCCAUUACGUGACGCCGGACGAGUGCAAGAGUAAGGCACGUGGUCUCUUCAAGAACGAGGUCAUGGACAUCCUGUGGACCAUCUACGUUCCCAAGGCAACCGGUCUCAAGGACGUUCGAAGGUCAACAUGGGUGCGGCCAAUCGUCCAUGAUGAGGAGGCGGCCAAGUGGAUGGGGUUGGUUCAAAACAUGGAAAGUGAAGACUUCCGCACGUGCCUACGGUAUGUUAUAAAAUGCAAACUCGAACGCGAAGGCGGAAUGAACGUGUUGUCGAGCACGGCUUUGAAUGGUGUCGAAAGGGUCACGGACUGGGACGCUGCGGUCAAGAGUGUGGAGGAAUAUAUGAAGUUCAUUGAUGAUAAAAAGGAGCUACAUAACAUUGAAACUAACUUCAUGAAACGGAGAUAUUUGGAGCGAAAGUUACUCCAGGAUCGCGUGGAUAAGCCGGAGUAGGCCAGGGGA